This is a messenger RNA of Suillus fuscotomentosus, 1131 nucleotides long. RefSeq lists its product as uncharacterized. The coding region runs from base 1 to 1131 and encodes 376 amino acids. The record is from RefSeq and is a predicted model, not a curated record. The transcript has 8 exons. Lineage: Eukaryota; Fungi; Basidiomycota; Agaricomycetes; Boletales; Suillaceae.
AUGUCUGCAUCAGGGCAUGACUCAGGAAGCCCUCCUUCGGGGAUGAUAUCCCUGUGUGUCCCAACCUCUCCUCAGGCUCGGGCGAAGAGAAGAAUAGCCACCUUGAUGGAAGAGGUCGAACUCUUGAAGCAGGACAAAGCAACCAAGCAGAGGAAAACAACGUAUUAUGUUUCACAGGGUCGAGCAAUCCGUCGUUUGGUCGCCUUGUACACUCCUAUAGAGGAUUUAAUUGCUGAAAACGACCGACGGUGUGAAUAUGAAGAUACUUCCGGUGUUUCCACUGUAGAGCAAGACCGCCUACAACGUAGUUAUGUCGAACUUGUCAAGGCGUUGCCAUGGAUUCACGACAAGAUAGCAAGUCUUGACGACGAGGAGUCUGAAGACAUGCUUAAAAAGCUCAAGCGAGGUGCAGACUCGGCUCGCGGCGAUGACACGGGUACCCUUAAAGAGCUCGUAGCAUCAUGGGUAAACAUCGAGUUUUGUCCAACUCCUCUCAUCUCGACCAACGACAAGCAUCAUCGAGGUGUCAAGGCCGGCAUUCGAGACCGUACGACCGCUUUCAUCGUCUCCGAAAAUUCAUGGCCCCUAUUUAUGUAUCAAAACUGUGCAGCUGACGCCGGCAAUCUAGAGCACGGUCUCAUGAAAUCUAAGCUAUUAGUGAUGGGGUUGAAGGCCCUCUUUACCUCUCCCUCAUCUGCCAGCGAGAUGGAUGGUGAAGGUCAAGGCACCGAUAUAAUCGAGAACAAUCAACGUGCACGGAGACAAGAUCAAGCCAAGGUAAAGACAUGUGUUGCGUCUAUUAUUGGUAUGAGGAAGGUUACUCCUCGGGCGAUUGCAUAUACAGCUUGUCAAAUCCGAUUCGCUCUCUCUAGUAUCACUUCAUGGCGCAACGUAGACGGAGAUUUCGAUUACAAGAUAUUCUGGACCAAUAUCGUAGAUUUCUUCGAGGAUGCUCCGGGUCCAGCUGCGCAAGCCAGGGUCAAUGAACUUCUUGAGUGGUGGACCAGAAAAGUUUUUGGAAGAAAUCACAGACAAGACUUGACGUCGGACGUAAUUUCCCGGAUGUCCGUCCGUACACUUGCUGCUCAGAGACUAGCGAUGGAAGAUGCUGCAUUGGAUUCUGACUCUUGA